GAAAGUCUUAGUGUUGUGGGUUGGGUUUUUUUUCCCCCCUCUUCUGUUUGGAUUUCUUUUUAAACUUAGGAAAAAUGGCAACAGCAGCAUAUGUGGAUCAUUUUGCAGCAGAGUGCCUUGUUUCUAUGUCCAGUCGUGCUAUUAUCCACAGUCCCAAAGGGGAGCCUGAUCCCCAACCUGAUGCAGCAAUACCUCCCUCAUCAAAUGGAGAAGAUAAGCGGGAAGUCAGAGAAACCGGGAAAGACAAUGGAUCAUCAUUACUUGUGGUAGCUAGCAUUUUAGCAGAUCUGAACCAGCAUGUCCCAAACUCAUCCGCUCUAAGGAUGGAAAAAACAGAGACCUUUGAUAUCACAGAACAAAUACACAUUUCCAUUGCUCCUAAAGAGUUUGGGGAAGAAAGUGUGUCUUCGGCUGGUAAGCGUGGAGGAGGAAGAGCAGCCACACCUACCAGCCUGGCUGCAGUAACUGAGCCAAGCCCCAGACAAAAGAACAAACGCACGAGAAGCUGGACUGACCCUGGAUCACCCCAGAAAAAGCACAAAUGCCACUAUGUGGGCUGUGAAAAAGUUUAUGGCAAAUCUUCCCAUCUUAAAGCUCAUCUAAGGACCCACACAGGUGAGCGGCCUUUUGAAUGCAACUGGCAAGAAUGUAACAAGAAGUUUGCUCGCUCCGAUGAGCUGGCCCGCCAUUACCGCACUCACACUGGAGAAAAGAAGUUCAGCUGUCCUCUCUGCGAGAAACGCUUCAUGCGCAGCGACCACCUGACAAAGCAUGCCCGUCGCCACACCAAUUUCCACCCAAGCAUGCUCAAGAGGCGAAGUGGAAGCAGCUCAAGAACAGGGUCUGUCAGUGACUACAGCCGCUCAGAUGCCUCAAGUCCGACGAUCAGUCCUGCCAGUUCCCCAUAGACCUACCUGCACUGGAUGUCAGCACUUUGCCUCUAGUACCUAACAUGGAGUUUUGUUUGUGUUGCACACAUUUAAAAAACUCUGUCGCUUCCCUGCCUCAGUUCCCCGCCCCACUUUUAAAAAAAAAAAAAAAAAAUCAUUAAAUAGCUGUCUCCCACUGCAAUUUCCAGUCUUUACCCAGCCACACAAGUGGCUAUGCUAACCUCAUGGACAGACAGACUUACAUGUUCCAUGUAGCGACUCCUGCUGUCUCGAUAUUUCAUACAUUUUGCAACCAUUUACAGAUCCUCUUGAUUAUUCUUUAUAAGAAAAUGAGAAAAUCUAAAACAGAAAAAACCCCACUUAAUUCACCUCAGGUGUCAAUGUAGUUUUGUAAGUCCGGAUUGCACAACAUGAGCAUACAUACACUUACAAAUCAAUUGUGUUGGAUUGUGUCCCCCUUCUCCUUUCUCAGGGAUGGAUAUUUAUGUUACACAAUAAUUACAAUGAAGACACACCCUAACCACAGCCUUACUCUGUAAAUAUAUUUGCACUCAGAAGCUUUUUGUUAGGUUCUUUCACACACUGGGGAAAAAAGAAAAAAAAACAAAACAAUACAAAAACCAAACCAGUACUGGAAUGUAGUACCAGACUCUUCCAUUGUUUGUUUUCCUGAUCAUAUACCUACAUUGGGGAGUGUCCAAACAGGAGUCUUGUCUUUCUUCAAGCUGCCCUCUGCUUUUGGUAGCAAGCAAGCUGUCUUUUCACUUCAUGCUGAAGAUGCUCCAAAACCAAAUUCCUAUUGCAGAAAUCUCUGUGAGGUUGAUAAACUUGUUUGUUUGUUUCAUGCUAGAUAAAAUGCUGAGAAAAAAUUCUAAACAAGAUGCCUUAAGUAAAUAACCUAAAUCAUGAGGAAACAUAUUUACACUGGGUAACAUUUUAUUGCAAGCUGGCAUGGAAUCUCGGAGGUAUUCUGUUGUCACUCUCUCCAAGUUUUUAAGCUCUCUGCACUGCCUGUUCAGUAUGGGACCAACAGGAUAUUCAAAUCAAACCACACUGACUUGAACUAUUUUCUUUAUUCUUUUUUCCUUUUAUGUUUUUUAAGGAACUAUGGAAAUAGCAUAGCUGAACCAAUGCCCAUCAAAACUUUUAUCAAGGUACUUACCUACUGUACAGCUGUAUCUGGCAAGACAAAUUGGCUAAGACAUAGUUUCUGUAUCCUGUUGCAUCACAAUCAUGGUUGCUGAUAAAAGGAAGUGAAAAUCAUAUGGUAUCUUUUGACUGGAAAAAUAAAAUAUGCAUUUUAAAGUUGUUAUAAAAUAAAAUGACAUUGUAGCUCAGCACUACUACAAGUUUCUCAAAAAUACAUGUGCCAGCAUAAAAUAAGGUGCUCUCACUUCUGAAUAGCUGUUUAAUAACAAAAAAAGAAUCUUGGCUACUUUUCAAUAACUUUCAAAUAUUUGACACUAGAUAGAGCACUAGGAGGUAGAUUUUUAUGUUUUAUAUGGUAGAAAAUAGAGCAAAAGAUCAGGAGCAUUGUGAUGCACUGGAGAUUUCAUUGGCAGCAAAUACACUUUCCUUGGUUUGGCUGGGUCUGAUGGUGCAUAUUAUAAAUUCAGGUCCUUUUGAUUCUGGAAUUUUGGGGGUUUUCUUGUUUUUGCUGUGGGGUAUAUGUGCAGUUAAGUGUAGCACGGGGAAAGAAAACUCUAUACACCAAACCUGCCUUUUGAUAUCAAGUGAAUGCCUCCACAUUCCAAAUGAACCUGUAUCUUAUUUGCUGCUUUGCAUUGAUCCAAUUUUGCAAGUUCUUAUUGUACUGUAUAUUAACUGUGAGAGGCUAGUAUAGAUUUCUAAGUAGUUUCAUAGGUACUUCCAUAGUAUUUACGUUAUUCCUAAUACUACGCAUUCUAUUAGUUGUAUGGAUAAAUACUUAAAGACACUUCAAAGUGCAGAUAUUUCAGUAUUUUUCCCCGUUCAUUCACUUCAGAUUUCACCUCUAUAAAAAUCACAAUUUUCUCCUUUUGAAGUGGAAGUCACAUGAGGCACAAUUCUACUGUCUCAUUUCAGAGAAAAUGAAAGAACAUCGUGAGGGCUUUUUUUCUGAAUUUGUGUGAUGAGUUGCCUAACCACUGUGAGUUAGAGGAAAGCCAGAUCUGUUUGCCUCCGUAGAUUUCCUCUUUUUUUUUUUUUUUUCUCAUCUACUGAGAUACACAAUUUUAACAACUUGAUACAAUUCAGGUAACAGGAAUUCACAUUCCAGUCAUUUCUGUGACUGCUAAAAGUGUUCUUGUGCUGUAGUUAGUAGAGGCAUUUAAAGGAAUUCUACAGGUCAGCUGUGUCUUGUGCACAUACUUCAAAACAAGUCAUAAGCACAUUUCCCAUUAUCAUUAUACCUUAAUGAGGGAUGGGGGGAGGGAACCAAAAUCAAAAGGAGAACUAAGUAUCAGCAAAAAUCAUAGACUUCAUGUUCUAAGCUCAGUUUGUUGGAAAAUCAUCUUUUCCAACAAGAGCAUCCUUUAAUCUUUAGCAAAGGAGGAACUACUCCAAUCCAUUUAUUUAGGGCAUAACAAUUCAGCAUGAAUCAGUAGGUGCAUUACAAGCUAGUUGUUUUAAUAGCCUGGAGAAAGAAUAUUCACACCAGGUUUUAUUAGUACUGAGAUUAUGGGGCAACCUAUUCUAGGUGACAAUAACUAUGUAAUCUUUAUCUCAAAGAGUAAAUUAAGCAUUUUACAUAUAUUCCUCAUAGAUUACUAACAAUUCUCCAAGGUUAAACAGAAAAAAAAUUGGUUCAAAGUCAAAUUUCCAGUUCAGCCAGUUCAUCUAAUGAGAAAGCUAUGAGACUAUAUAUAGCCAACAAAGCUACACUUUCAGGAAAUUCUCUGAAAUUUGUUGUUAUAACUUUUUUUCUUUUUUUUUUUUUUUUUUACAUCUUAGCUGUAAAUACCUCAGCAUGUGUUA
Molecule: messenger RNA, 3845 nt
Organism: Egretta garzetta (little egret)
Lineage: Eukaryota; Metazoa; Chordata; Aves; Pelecaniformes; Ardeidae
Gene: KLF13
Product: Kruppel like factor 13
Exons: 2
Coding region: 75-908 (277 amino acids)
Biological process (GO): regulation of transcription by RNA polymerase II
Molecular function (GO): RNA polymerase II cis-regulatory region sequence-specific DNA binding; DNA-binding transcription factor activity, RNA polymerase II-specific
Source: RefSeq, a predicted model, not a curated record